Molecule: messenger RNA, 1174 nt
Organism: Ailuropoda melanoleuca (giant panda)
Lineage: Eukaryota; Metazoa; Chordata; Mammalia; Carnivora; Ursidae
Gene: NKX2-8
Product: NK2 homeobox 8
Exons: 2
Coding region: 143-862 (239 amino acids)
Biological process (GO): cell differentiation; regulation of transcription by RNA polymerase II
Cellular component (GO): nucleus
Molecular function (GO): DNA-binding transcription factor activity, RNA polymerase II-specific; RNA polymerase II cis-regulatory region sequence-specific DNA binding
Source: RefSeq, a predicted model, not a curated record
CAGAGAUUCCGCUGUAAACGCGCUAAUAUCCCGGCAGCCAGCGCAUGGCGUGCGCCUCUGGCGCCCGCCCGUAGCAGCGGCGUCCCCAGCCGCCCCUUGGUUCCCAGCCUGCCCCGCCCCCGCCUCCUUCCCCUCCUUGGCCAUGGCCACCUCUGGACGCCUCAGCUUCACCGUGCGCAGCCUCCUGGAUUUACCCGAGCAGGACGCACAGCACCUGCGGAGGCGGGAGCCGGAGCUACGCGCUCCCGGGCCCGGCCCCUGCGCCACCUGGUUGGAAUCCGAGCGCAGCCACUACCCCUCCUCGGACGAGAGCAGCCCGGAGACCAGCCCGCCCGACUCGUCGCAGCGGUCGUCCACUCGGCCGGUGUCUCCCGGCUCAGACGCUGAAAAGAGGAAGAAGCGCCGGGUGCUGUUCUCCAAGGCUCAAACGCUGGAGUUGGAGCGACGCUUUCGGCAGCAGCGCUACCUGUCCGCGCCCGAGCGCGAGCAGUUGGCGCGCCUGCUUCGCCUCACGCCCACACAGGUCAAAAUCUGGUUCCAGAACCAUCGCUACAAGCUGAAGCGCGCGCGCGCACCCGGCACGCCGGGGGCGGCGGAGUCGCCUGACCUGGCAGCCGCUGCCGAGCUGCGCGCCGCACCGGGCCUGCUGCGCCGCGUGGUGGUCCCCGUGCUGGUGCGCGACGGGCAGCCUUGCGGCAGCGGCGACCUAAGCACGACCUCCGCCCAGGACAAGAGCGGCGCGUCCCCGGCCGCCGCCUGCCCUCUGCCAGGCUACGCCGCCUUUGGGCCUUGCUCGGCUCUCGGCCUCUUCCCCGCCUACCAGCACUUAGCGCCCCCAGCCCUGGUCUCUUGGAACUGGUGAGGCCGUUGCGGGGCGCGGGCACCUGGGGCUACCCCGGACUUUGGAGUGACUCUGUGGCCCAAGCAGGGCUGGAAGCUGAGGUCCGGAGGGUUCCCCCGGCCCCACCUCUCUGCGGGCCCCACCUCCUUUGGCGCAGGGGUCCCCUGCUCCGCCCUCACCAGCCGCUGAGCAGGGAAAUUUAGCCAGCAUUUCCCCCUCUCCUCUUCCCUCGACCGCCAGCCCCGGAACUAGAUUUUAUUGCUUAAACCUUAUUUGUAUAUUUUUAAAUAGCUAUUUGUAUGGGAAGCAACUUAUUUUUAAAGAAAUAGAAUA